GUUACUCUACAGCUUCUUGACAUCCAACUUACUGGUCCUUCACCAUGUCCUCCAGCAGCAGCUAUCAGACCAUAGUCAGCAGCAAUAAGGCGAAAGCAACCCGUACUUCCAGUUAUGGAGGUUUCAGCAGUGCCUCGUUGUCAGGCAUAGGCUUUGGUGGAAGCUCUUCAACCCAAAGUUCCAGCCUAAGCCUUAACAAUAGUUUCGGUGGCAGUGACCUUCUACUGUCUGGAUGGGAAAAGCACACCAUGCAAAACCUCAACGACCGAUUGGCAGCCUACCUUAACAAGGUGCGGGCUUUGGAGACAGCCAACCACCAACUGGAAGUUCAAAUCAAGGAAUGGUAUGAAAAGAAUAUGCAUAGUCUCAAUGAACGCAAAGACUACAGCAAAUACAUGGUCAUCAUUGAGGAACUGCGGAAAAAGAUUAAUAUUGGCACCCCAGACAAUGCCAGAAUCUUGCUGCAGAUUGACAAUGCCAAACUGGCAGCUGAUGACUUCAGAAUGAAGUAUGAGAAUGAGUUGGCCCUGCGCCAGAGUGUAGAGUCCGAUGUCAAUGGCCUACGCCGGGUCCUAGAUGAACUCUCCCUGGCAAGGUCCGAUCUUGAGUUGCAGUUGGAGGGUCUGAAUGAAGAGUUGGCUUUCCUCAAGAAGAAUCACCAGGAGGAAAUGAACUCAAUUAAAGGGGGCUCUGGCCAAGUUACUGUUGAGAUGGAUGCAGCUCCGGCUGUUGACCUGACUGUACUUCUGAAUAAUAUGAGAGCCGAUUAUGAAGUUUUAGCAGAGAAGAACCGUAAGGAGGCUGAAGAGUGGUUCAUUAAGAAGAGUAUGGCACUGAAACAGGAGAUUCUUAUUGAGGCGCAAGAAGUCCAGUCGAGCCACAGUGAAGUUUCAGAACUGAAGCGCUCUCUGCAGACAUUGGAAAUAGAAUUGCAAUCUUUGUUGUCUAUGAAAAGCUCUCUUGAAGGAACCCUGUCCGAAACCGAAAGCCGUUACUGCGUAAGCUUAAGCCAAAUCCAGAUGCGCAUCGGCAGCCUUGAAGAACAGCUUCAACAGAUCAGAAUGGAUAUGUCAAGGCAGAAUGAAGAUUAUCUGCGGCUCCUUGAUGUCAAGACCAGACUGGAGAGAGAAAUUGAGACCUACAGGAUUUUACUUGAGGGAGAGCUUAAUGUAGUGAAAGUGGAGAAAGUGGAGCAGGUGGUGGAGGUUAAAAGAGAUCCAACCAAAACAAGAAAAGUCAAGACAAUUGUUGAAGAAGUCGUUGAUGGGAAAGUCGUUUCUUCCAGCGUUCAAGAAGUAGAAGAGAAACUCAAUUAAAUAUAACUGGUAGAACAUGAGGGAAGGCAAUGUAAAAAAUGAUGUAACACACCAUGUAAUAAAGGCUCUAAACCAUUCCAGCAGCAGAACUUGAAUACACAGUAAUCUACCUGCAUUACUGGAUUAAAUGAAGUUUUCAUAUCUGUUGGAAUUGCAAGUAUGUUCAAGACUAAACCAAAAAGAAUCAAUAUAAGGUGGAUUGGGUAUAAAAAGAAUAAGGUGUAAAACAUGUUUCCCUGUGUUUUUAAAAAAAUCAUUAAAGCAUUUUACGAGUCAGAUCUA
Molecule: messenger RNA, 1598 nt
Organism: Xenopus laevis (African clawed frog)
Lineage: Eukaryota; Metazoa; Chordata; Amphibia; Anura; Pipidae
Gene: krt12.2.S
Product: keratin 12, gene 2 S homeolog
Biological process (GO): epithelial cell differentiation; intermediate filament organization
Cellular component (GO): cytoskeleton; intermediate filament
Molecular function (GO): structural molecule activity
Source: RefSeq, marked provisional